This is a messenger RNA of Cavia porcellus (domestic guinea pig), 6293 nucleotides long. Its product is annotated as leucine-rich repeat-containing protein 37A3-like. The coding region runs from base 1 to 5391 and encodes 1796 amino acids. NCBI's taxonomy places the organism in Eukaryota, Metazoa, Chordata, Mammalia, Rodentia, Caviidae. The record is from RefSeq and is a predicted model, not a curated record. The transcript has 15 exons.
AUGGGUCCAGCAUCCAUACACUGCCUUAGUGAGGAGGUGACCCUAGUUGGUCACCUCAUUGAAGGCAAGAGCCAGGCUGAAGGUGCAGCCCCUUUAUGUUCCAGGCUGUGGGCAGUGUCCUCCCUGGGUCAGCUGCCAGACACCGACAUCCUAAUCCAUUAUCAGCUUUUCUCUGGAAUUCCCUUGGCAAGAGUUGCCCGUGUGGUCUCGCUGCCUCUGCAUCCGCAGCCCACCCAGCCCAUUCUCUGUACGAACUACCAGGAGGAUCUUAACAAUGUAGAGAUCAUACCAUGUGUCUACCUUGCCUUACCUGUGGGCCGGGACAAGUGGUACCCAACGUGGGGCACAAAACUGGGGGACUCUGUGAGUGACGCUAUUCGUGUGCCCAAAGUAGAAAAAGGAAAAGGAAAUAGAGGAGCUGACAACGUGGGGACCUCCCAUGCCGCGCUGAUCCUUGCGGAUGAUGGCACGUGGAGACAGAAGGAUGGUGGGAAAGUGCAGGUCUCCAUUUUGUCAGUGAUGGAGCUAAUUUGGAACCUGUAUGAGAUCCUUUUUGUUGAAGUUCUCCCGUCCAGUCCUUCACCUAAACCACAACAUGCUCUUACAGUUCCAGCAGAUCCAGAGCAAUUGGAUUACCCAGGAUCCUCUGCACCGAUGAAGAAUUUGCUUACACCUAAAGAGUCAACUGGAGAGUCACUGCCAGAUCCAGAUAAGUUUGCUGUUCUGCAUCAGGGUCUGCAUGACAAGUUGGUUGGGCCACAGAGGAUCCCAGAGGUGCAUCCAAUGCUAGACAGGCAUGAGAAUGAAGGCCUAGCUCUGCCUCCUCAACUCCAAAGAAAGAUGGGGACUUCUCCUUUAGAGCAGGCUGCAGACCACCAGUCACAAGUACUUGUUCCACCUCUAGCGAUUAAGAGCUCAACAGCAUCACACUUAGUUUCACCCCUGAAACUGAAGGGUAUAGCUCAGCCUUGGCAACUUGCUAAGGAGGUUUUUGGAGCUCCUUAUCUAUCAGAGUAUCCUGAGCAUCAGAAACAAACCUUGAAGGACAAUACUGUGGAUCUAAGUACGGAUAAAGCUGAUCAUGACAGCCUACAUUCGGGAUAUCUGGAGAAUCCAGAUGAGCGUGCACAGCCCUGUGAGCACAAGGAAUCAUCACAAUACCAGGUGGAGGCCUGGACUAAAAAUCUAGAGGCUCCCCAAGUCCAAUCCUCUCUACCUCUGGGAAAAGGCCCAUGUGAGCAUUCACAGCCUGCUGAAGAGGUCUUACCUUCUUUAACCCAGUGGGAGGCCCUACGUCAGCAUAAGCUUUUUACUGAGGAUGGUUUACAUCAGCUGUCAGAGAAUCAGGAGUUCGGUGUUCCAUCCGCAAGUAGCAUGUCAACUCAUCUCCUGCAUUUGCCCAGUUUCAUCUUUAGACCUGUGGAUAUGGAGGUAGUGGCAACUAUGGAAAACGAUAAGGAGACUCAUCCUUCUCUCAGGCUGCUGCAGUCCCCGGGGCAAUCUCUAGAGAAUCCUGAAGAGGUGGAAACAACUCUAUUCCAACAGAAGAUUCUCCAUCUACCUCUAGGACCUCCUUUGGCAAAGGAGCCUUCUCCUAGUGAGCAGAAGCAUCCAGUUCCAUUUUCUGAGGUGACUGAAGAAGUUGAGUACCUAAAGAGCCAGCCUGAGGCCACAGCUCAGCCUAUAAAGUCUGUUAAUGAAGGCAGACUUCCAGUCCAGGAAGAUGCUCAAACUUCAGAGUCCUCUCUAAGGAGUGUGGCUAAAGCUUUGCUGUACCACAAAGUGACAUUUCUGUCUCCAGAUCACCAUUAUGACAGGCCUACAUUUGGAGUUAAGCCUGCAUAUGCAGAACUUAUUAUAACUACAAAGCCUAUCAAGGAGGUUGAAUCUUCUGUGAGGUUCCAUCAAGAGGUCCCAGCUCAGCCUCUAGGUCCUCAUGUGGUGCUUGAACCUUCUGCCAGGCAGCAUAAUCAGCCAGCUCAGCCUUCUAAAUAUCUUGGAGAGUUUGAACAACUCCAAAGCCAGCUGGAAACCCCAGACCCACAUCAUGAGGUGAGAUUUCAGCCUGUAGAUGAGGAUGCAGGUCUCCAUCAUAAGCUGCUCACCCUUAGAGUCGAGCCUCUGGAUAUGGAAGUUACUACAGUUGCAGAGCCUGUGAAGGUUGAAUCUUCCCAGCAAAUGGCCCCAGAUUUGUCCUCCAUGUUGUCUACACUCUUUGAACCUUGGAAAGUUCAGCAAAGUGUUGUAGCUCAGCAGCCGAACUCUUUAAUAAUUGAUUACCAUUCUCUGGUGGAUCAAGUGAUCCCAGUUCACUCCGAAGAGCUUUCUGAACAUUCUCUAAGACAGAAGGAGAGCUUAUCUCUGUCCUCAAAGCCUGCUGUGAGUGCCACACUUCAAAUGAUCCAGCAAGAGCUCUCAGCUGAGCCUCUAGGGCCUUGGAGCGAGGGUAGUAGUGUUCUUCCAUUGGCAGCUUAUAUGACAUAUUCACUUCUAGAUACAGGAACAAAGCUCCCAAGUCAGCAUUCAGUGUUGUCUAAAGCCACAGUGACACAUGUGGAUCUGGAGCUUACUACAACCACAAAGCCCACCCUUCAGAGUGAGCCUUCUGUCACCUAUCAGGAAGAUCGGCUUAAAGUUCCUACUGAACUUUCUCUCGUCCAAAUUGGCCCCUCUUUCCAGCAUGCAGAGUUCUCUGAAAAAUCUAAGUCUUCUCCGGCUCAGCAAGUAGUCAAAGCGCAGACUCUAGAUGGUCCAAAAGAGUUAAUUUCUGCUGCAACACAGCACGAAGCCCUGCGUCUGCCACUAGAGUUCUCCAAGAAGGCCAAACCUCUGCUUCCCAAGAAAUCAUCUCCAGUGUGGCAGCCAAACCCCACUCAGGUUCAACAAUCUCCUCAGAAAUGUAUACCUGAGCUCUUAGUGCCACAUGAAAUGACACUUUCAAGGGCAGGGCAGGACCCUGUUCAGCAUCCAACAUCAUCCAGUGUCAUACUUCAAGCACUGACCACAGAGUUUACUAAGAAGUGGGUCACAGGAGUGUGGUGUGGAUGGGUUAUCUUCCUCCUGCCUCUUCCCUUCACUCUGUGCUUCAGGAUUGCUGGGCUAAUUCUCAAUCAUAAUCCUCUGUCAGCCAUUGAGGACUCAUCUCUUUUUCAAUUACCAGCCUUAAAAUAUUUAGACUUAGGACAAACACAUGUCCCACUUACAGCGCUUGAGAAUAUAAUCACAAUGGCUCUAGGACUGAAAACACUGAUCUUACCGAGCAAUAUGGUCUGCUGCCUCUGCCAGUUUAAAAAUGAUAUUGAGGUGGUCGGCAAGACAGUCAAGCUACAUUGUGACAGCACAUGUGUGCUUCACACGACUCAGUGUGUGGGACAAGCCCUCAUAGAGAACCUUGAAGAAGCCUUGAUGAAGGUGUUACAAGCCCGAAAGAUGAGCACCAACACUAUGCUGACUAUCAAGCCAGAAAAGGCAUCUUCAAAAAGGGGUGGUUUGCACUUGUCAGGCCUUGUGAAAAAGCAGCUAGACACUAAUGAUGAAAGUGAUAUUACUAAAACAGCUAGCUUCACACUGCCAUACUUCCUAGAGGGAAAUCUAGAAGACACAGAGAAAACAAUAUUACCAUUCCUUCGUCUCCUUCUUUCAAAUACACAAAAUGGAGAUAAUUCCUUGGCUUAUUUGGAAAACAGUAUGAGAAACUCCUCUGCUCAACUUGGAUCUGGCAAUUUGAGUCUCAAAGAUAAACUGAAGACGUUACAUUUUCUCCAAAAGUUGUUAAAUGCAAAAAUUCAGGAAAUAUUAGAUGACACAAAAAAGAAAGAGAAAACUGUCAUGCUUAUGCCAUCUAGGAAUUUAGAUCCCCAAUUCAGACUCCAAAUCUUUGCAAACAAAGUGGAAAGUCCUGAAACACAGGAAAACAGCCUGGCAGAGGUGGAGGGUGAAAGGAAAAUGCUUCCAAGCUCUAAGACCCUUCUCAAGGAGCUGAAGCAUCCACAACAAAGUGUUUUCAAGGAAGAAAGGAAACAGAAAGCCGGGGAUAAGUGGGCUGCCCAGCCAUUCUUAGAAGAUGUCACCAAAGAGGGAAGCCUAAGGAGAUUCAUCCCACAGGAGGUGGGGCAGCAUCAGGGGAUGCCAAGACCCAGGAAGUUCGUGGAAAACUCUUUCCGCAUAGAGCCCUCCCUCACAGACAAACAGAAAGUAACAGCUUCUUCUUUCCUAAAACAUCCCUCCAUGGACACAUCUCCUUCCAUCCCUGCCAAAGCCCUGCCCAAGGUGAGAAAGAGAGCAAAUGAUUUCAACUACAUUUUGGAUUUACAAAAUGCAAAUGCUAGAGUUAAAACCACAGAGGGUACAAAACCAGUCUUACAUCCUGGAAACCCUCACCACUUUCACAAAACUCAUUCUCUCAUGGCCCGGGGAACACCCAAGGCCAAGCUGAGUGACAAGUUGAGAAAGCAAAACACACACAGUAGACAACCGCUUGUAAAGAGGUCUCAAUUCUCAGCAGUGAGGACUCUCACCAGUUUCCCAUCAGGAUCGUUCUUCUCAUCUUCAGGAGAGCCCAGUUUUCAGGAGACUCCUGUUUCAGAAUUAUAUGCUCCUUCAGAACUUUCUGUAGAAAGCACCCCUGUAGAAAACCAUACUGCAGCAGAUACUUUCAAAGGAGCAGAUUUUGCGUUAAGCAUUAGUGUGCCAGAAGAAACUAUCUCCAAAGACACAACUCACAAGAAUCAUUCUGCUGCAUACUCUGCCGUGACUGCAUUCAACCUAAUACCAGCUGUGAACUACACAACAAAGGCACAGUGGGAACACCCCAACAUGGGCACUGACUCACCGCUCAAAGACUUCACCCCCCUGUCGCUGUCAUCCUCACAUGAUCAGUUUGAGAUUUACAUAAAUCAGCAACUCUGGCCCCUCAUCCCCAACAAUGACAUCAGAAGGCUGGUUUCUCUUGUUAUCAGGAAUUUAUUGGACUGCUCUGAGACCCAAGUGCAGUUGGCCUGUGCCAAGCUCAUCUCCAAGACAGGCCUCCUGUUGAAGCUGUUCAGUGAGCAGCAAAAAGCCAAGGUGUCCAAGGCCCAGUGGGAUGUGGAGCACUGGACAAAUGAGAAUUACAUCAUUCAGAGCACAGAAGACAAGAAUGAAGAGAAGGAGCAGCAGUCAAGAGAGCUCACAGUAGAAGUUCCAGGAUUCGGCUAUAAGAACAAACUGAUCUUGACAGUAUCUGUGACGGGAAUAGGGAUCAUUGUGUUGAUAAUUUUCUGUCUCAUUGAGAUUUAUUCCCAAAAACGGGCUUCAGAGGAAAAUGAAGAAGAGUCCUCAAGGGAGCUCCACGGAGUCACCACAGAGGCAGCGCCCACAGUGUCGGCCAUCAAGAAGGCGCCCUUGGAGUGACCCUGAAUUGCCUCCAGUGACUGGCAAAUCUUUUUUUCACAUUGUUUCGUAUUGUUACAUUAAAACCUAUAAUAUUUUAGAGCACUUCUAGCCAUGCAGUAAGAAAAUAAGUCUUGAUAGUCAAAUUGAUGUGUGCAUGUAACACACGGCAUAGUGGAACUGCUGUUCGGAUCCUUUGUUGUGUCCUGCUUCUGAGGGAGCCAGUGUGGCCUUCUUGUCCUUGGCAGCCAGGAUAACCAGUUUCUGUAACCAAACACGCAUGUGGGUUUGGCAUUUAUAGACUCCUAACACUUAGCCCAAUAAUCCGUGGAAGCAUACUUUUUGUCUUAUCAUCAUUGCACAGGAAAUGGAGCUCAAAGAAUAUAAGUAAUCUGGCCAAAUACACAAAGCCGCAUAUCUAAAGCCUCAAAUUAGAGUUUUAAUUAAGGACCCUAAGACUCUAAAGGAUUUUAACCAAGACACUGCCCCACUAUAGAGUCUAGAAACAUGGGGACAUACAGACCUUGCUGCCUGCUGUCACAUGGCUUAGUGUUCUGGAGAUGGGCCAUCAGAAUUUGGGGGACAUGUGAACCUCCAAGUCCCCAGGUGUAGGAAGUGGCUGAAGUUGGAGAUGGAUCACAUGUGUGGGGCUAAUGCAAGGCCAGGCCUGUGAACAUAGAGAGCCCAAAGUGAGCCACAUAACAAGCUGUUCCAGCUCUGGAAGGCAAGGUGCCCAGGUGAGUCAGUCAAAUAAGCUGCUAUGCAGAGGGGUUGAAAUUGACAUCAAUUCCCUGAGUGCCUAAAUAAAUGGGCUAAGGUGGUUGAGCAGUUCCUUUCCUCCAAUCCAGAGAGAGGGCCCACCUGAUCCCAGCUUUGUGUGUCUUGCCCUUAUUUCUUCACCUUUUCACCGCCCUUCACGGUCC